CCCAAUCACUAGUCACCACAAAGAGAGAAAAAAAAGGAAAAAGAAAACUCUUUAGAUUAUAUAGUCACAUUACUACAUUAUUAUUACUGCAGUAGCACCUUCUGUUCUGUCCCGACCAACCCCUCAUGCGUUGUCGUCUCACCGGCGCAACCCAUCAACUUCGCCGGAAACUUUGCUCAAAAGGGUCACCCAAUUCACUCAUGGCUCUCAAUUCUCAACCUUAAGUUUUCACCUUUAUUUUCACCUUUUUGAGCUAUUUUGGGUGCUGAAUCUUUGAAAUUUUCGAGGGUUGUUCAACUCUGAGCGGUAUGUACGUGGUGCCUCCGCCGCAACGAUCUGAUCCAGGUUCAGGAUCCGAUGGUUUGCGGGUUUAUCAAGCAUGGAAAGGAAGCAAUAAAUUUUUUCUUCAGGGAAGGUUCAUAUUUGGACCAGAUGUGAGAUCAUUGGGGCUUACAAUUUUACUCAUUGUUGCUCCUGUCGCAGUUUUCUGUGUCUUUGUUGCCAGAAAACUAUUGAAUGAUUUUUCUGACCAUUGGGGGAUACCCAUAAUGGCUGUUGCAGUUAUUUUCACAAUUUAUGACUUGGUUCUUCUUUUGUUAACAUCUGGUCGAGAUCCUGGUAUAAUACCACGCAACGCACACCCUCCUGAACCAGAAGGUUUCGAUAAUAAUGCAGAUGUUGGUGCCGGUCAGACUCCUCAAUUGCGGUUGCCACGGAUUAAGGAGGUUGAGGUCAAUGGUGUUGUUGUCAAGGUCAAGUACUGUGAUACUUGCAUGCUUUACAGGCCUCCUCGAUGCUCACACUGCUCAAUCUGUAAUAACUGUGUAGAACGGUUUGAUCAUCACUGUCCAUGGGUUGGCCAGUGUAUUGGGCUGCGUAACUAUCGCUUCUUCUUCAUGUUCGUCUUCACAACUACGCUACUUUGUGUAUAUGUUUUUGCAUUUUGCUGGAUCUAUAUUAGAAAAAUUAUGGAUGCAGAGGAAACAAAUAUUUGGAAGGCAAUGAUCAAAACCCCAGCCUCCAUAGUUUUAAUAAUUUACACCUUCAUAUCAAUGUGGUUUGUUGGUGGCCUUACUGCUUUCCAUUUAUAUCUGAUUAGUACAAAUCAGACUACUUAUGAGAACUUCAGAUACCGAUAUGACCGACGAGCAAACCCAUAUAACAAAGGAGUGUUGAAUAAUUUCAAAGAGAUAUUCUGCAUCAGCAUAGCCCCCUCAAAGAACAAAUUCAGGGCAAUGGUGCCAAAUGAACCGGCAUUACCAGCUCGAUCAGUGAGUGGAGGAUAUAUGAACCAAAGUUUGGGAAAAUCUGGAGACGACAUAGAAAUGGGAAGGAAAGCAGUAUGGGAGAUGAAUGCCGGAAUGGAUGAGUCGGAUAGUCAAUUAAACAAUGAUCGUGCAACUAUAAAAGAUGGCGAGUUAUCUUCUGAAAUUAGGACGACCGUAGAUGAAGCAGUUGACCGUGUUGGAGUUCAUCCUAGGCGAUCUAGCUGGGGAAGAAAAAGUGGAAGCUGGGAAAUGUCUCCUGAAGUGUUAGCCUUGGCAGCCAGGGUUGGGGAGCAAAAUCGUGCCGGUGAAGGUAACAGUAGUAGUACGCGAGAUCAGUCUUAAGCAGCCGUUGCAGCAAAUUGCCUGGCCAAAAGGGACAUGAAGAUUUGAUUUUAUGGUAAAAAAAAAAAAAAAAAGUUUACGAUUUUCAUGUGGUAACUAUACAACAAAUGUAUUGUAUGUGCAAAAUGGAGGGCUGUAGGUAAAUGCAGUGUGUUUGUAUUGUAAGUGUUGUUUUAGCCUUUUCUGCUUGUCAGAAGGAAUUGUUUGGAGUGCUGUGAGUGGGAGCUUUGUCUUGCUUUGCUUGUUGUUGUUGUUGUUGUAUUUAUGCUUACCAAUCAAUUAGCCUUUGCUUCUUGGGAAGUUGCUGCUGCUGGAUGCCAUUGGCAAGGAGUAUUAUUGAGAGUCCAUCAUGGGUGAACUUUGUCAAAUGAAAUUAUUGCCAACUUAUAUCUGGUGCUUGAAUUGUUGAAAUGUAGUUGGUGUGUUGGAUAAUAAACCUUUCAAGAACUUUGAUGCCUCGCUA
Medicago truncatula (barrel medic) is the source of this 2073-nucleotide messenger RNA. RefSeq names its product probable protein S-acyltransferase 7. The record is from RefSeq and is a predicted model, not a curated record. The transcript has 5 exons. Gene Ontology annotation, biological process: peptidyl-L-cysteine S-palmitoylation; protein targeting to membrane. The coding region runs from base 309 to 1610 and encodes 433 amino acids. NCBI's taxonomy places the organism in Eukaryota, Viridiplantae, Streptophyta, Magnoliopsida, Fabales, Fabaceae. Gene Ontology annotation, molecular function: protein-cysteine S-palmitoyltransferase activity. Gene Ontology annotation, cellular component: Golgi apparatus; endoplasmic reticulum.